Messenger RNA from Besnoitia besnoiti, 1149 nucleotides. Its product is annotated as putative ribosomal protein S11. The record is from RefSeq and is a predicted model, not a curated record. Lineage: Eukaryota; Apicomplexa; Conoidasida; Eucoccidiorida; Sarcocystidae. Gene Ontology annotation, biological process: translation. Gene Ontology annotation, molecular function: structural constituent of ribosome. The transcript has 3 exons. The coding region runs from base 1 to 1149 and encodes 382 amino acids. Gene Ontology annotation, cellular component: ribosome.
AUGGCGCUGCCGGUGGCGGCUUUUCACUCCGGCCUGGAGUCUUGCGUGCCACUCAUGACAGCGGCUCCAACUCCCGGUUGUCUCCGGCAGGCUGUUGUCUCUAUCCGUGGCACAUGUGCCAGAACAUCUGCUUAUCCUGUGACCUUUUCGUGGGCAUCUGCAGACGCGCAGCACCUUCUGUAUGCGGGCUUUACCGCAAGUCAGCACGGUCUUCCGAUGAGGCGCACAUUCUCGCGCCUGCGCAUGCACAGAGAGUCCAGCUCCUCUAGGCGAAAAACGACAGUCCCGCAGCGCUCUGACAAUCCGACAGACGGGACAUGCAUGCCCUAUUUGCUAGGCAUUGGUGCCCACUAUUCCAGGUUUCCGGUCCGCGAGCUCUCGCUUCACAGCGGUGGGCUAAAAGGAAAAGCCUAUACCAGUGGCACGGCUCCUGAGAUGCUGCUCGGUUUCACCCCCGCCAUCCCAAAGCCGGUUUACGCUUACUACCGCUUUCGACAGCGCCUUUUUUUCUCAACAACAAAGCCCGCUUCUGCAUCGGACGCGAACCUUUCGCCCGGCUCUCAAGCUGCCUUGAGCGAGAUCCGCAGCAACGUGGAGCGAGCUGCCGAAAAAGGAAAAGCUCUUGCCGCCACAUCCAGCAGCAGUGGUGGCGCAGGACGCCAGGUGAAAAAGCAGCUCUCCAAAAAGGAAAUGAGGACUCUCGGCGGACAUCCCCGGAGGUUCAAGCUCAUGGGCGGGCGACCAGAGUUCCACCAUGUGGACCGCAACAAAAAUGGACAUAUAAUUGAGCCGACGGAUAAGUUCCAGGUUGUCAUCACGACGAGCAAAAACAACGUCCAUGCCCAGGUUGUCAACAAAUCAAGGGCGUAUCGCACGAUUUUUGGAUCUUUUGCAGGGAACGUCGGAAUCCGGAAACAGGCGCAGCAGGGCUCCCAGUGCGCUUACCGUAUUGGGCAAAACAUUGCCCGCAAAUGCAGGCGGCUGGGGAUAUCGCAGGUCGAAAUCAAGUUUCGGCGAAUCAUGAGAGUGAAUCAACUGCUUCAAGCCUUUACUGCUCAUGGCCUUGGCGUUACGGCCAUUGCGCACGAGCCAAGACUGCCGAAAUGCGGACAGAACGCCACGAAACCGAGGAAGCGGCGACGUGUGUGA